AUGGCACUUCUGCUACCAUCUAUGAAGAAACCGUCUCUGGAUCAUGAAGAAUUCUCAAGCUUUCGACCACUUUCCAAUUUGAAAUUUUUGUCAAAGGCUGUUGAAAAAGUUGUUGCGUCCCAAGUUGAUACUUAUAUUAGGGAUAAUAACUUGUAUGAAGUGUAUCAAUCAGCCUAUAAAAAGUAUCAUAGCACUGAAACUGCUUCAGUUAAAGUUCAAAAUGAUAUUCUCCUGGCAUUAGACAAUCGGUCAUCGGUAAUACUUUUGUUAUUGGAUUUGUCGGCUGCCCUUGACACGAUUGAUCAUCAAAUAUUACUUUCCCGAUUGGAAAAAAGGUUUGGUUUCAACGGUAAAGUCUUGGAAUGGUUUUCAUCAUAUCUAUCUGAUCGCACACAGUUUGUUAAGGUGGCAGGACAAACCUCAAAUUGUUAUGACUUGAAAUAUGGUGUUCCGCAGGG
Paramuricea clavata is the source of this 458-nucleotide messenger RNA. Lineage: Eukaryota; Metazoa; Cnidaria; Anthozoa; Malacalcyonacea; Plexauridae. The record is from the annotation of a GenBank genome assembly.